Messenger RNA from Soboliphyme baturini, 1734 nucleotides. NCBI's taxonomy places the organism in Eukaryota, Metazoa, Nematoda, Enoplea, Dioctophymatida, Soboliphymatidae. The record is from the annotation of a GenBank genome assembly.
AUGGUGGCUGGACGAGUACUGUAUCGUUCCGAUAACUCCGUUGGCCCUUCUUCCAUCUGUGCUACAAAAAAGAAACAAAUAAUUUGCGUUUUGGACGAUGACUCGUUACCGAGUUCGACGCUGUACGAACCGAGCUAUAGCGGUCUGAUGUGCAGGGUUACCAAGCGUACUGUGGCCACAGCUUUAAUGUACUGCCCCAGCCGGUCCGUUCAGCAUACUCCACCGUUAUUUUUCGUGUUCGAAGUGAUUUUCGACGGUUCAACGGACAUCGGUCAGUACAAAGGUCGACCUAAGGUCAGAUAUAUUGGACUUACGGGCGAUUUGUCACCGCGUCGCGCGAUCAACCUUGACACCCGUUCAGCGCAGUUCGACGACUACCGUCCUGAUCCGAGAAUACCAACGCAGCCGUAUCCUCAGCGCCAGCCAACAUACAACAUUCCCCAGCAGCAAGGACGUGACUCUCGCAUUGUUCCGCAUGUAGUCAUAACUCAGGAUUUGCUGCCGACUAACAAGGCUUCACAGAUAUCGAUUGUGACAAUGAGCGUACCAUCGAGCAAGGUAGUUUACUGCGUCAGUGAAGAACCUGCAUACAAGCUGAUGUUUUCAUGCCCUGACUGUAACGAUACGUAUUUCGAAGACCUCGUCGCCAGGGCGACUACGGACAUGACCGCCAUCACCUCGUACCCGUCGAUAAAAUUAGAGUCGGUGAGGAUCGACGCGGAACAAAAUGGCAAGACAUUGGUAUGCCUUGCGUUUUACAACUCUGCGGGCGAGAUGCGCAACGUCACGGCCGCCGUGAAGAUGAACGUUCAGUACCUGGCGAUUCCAGAGAUCGUGGACGAGAACUUUCGCCCUCCGGUUGUAGCCAGUGGAAACCGCUUCUUCCUCACCAACUCACAGAUGAGGCUGUCCUGUGUUGCUCAUGGCAAUCCUGUACCUUCGUCGUUUUCUUGGUUUCAGAGCGGCGCCAAAAUGGCCGAUGGUCAGACGCUGACCGUCGAUUUGCAUUUCUUCUUCAAGACUGUCGAAUGUCGCGCCAGCAACGGUCUCUAUACUAAAAACUCAGAAGGUGCCGAAAUUGACAUUUGGGAACUGAACAAAAGAAUUCCUCUGUCAUGCAGGGUGCGUGGAAGACCGGCUCCUGUGGUGAGGUGGUACCAGCAGAUCAGUCCAUCGGUCAAUGUAGACGCGAGGUGCACAGAAAAUUCAACUGAGUCGCCGGUCGUCGAAAUGGAUGUGGACAAGAAGCUACAAGUCUUCGUAAGGCCCCCGAUGCUGACCUCGUUCAGCAGCAGCAAAGAACCAGAUGCUCAGCGGGUCGACUUAAUCGCUGAAUAUUGUGCAAAUCCGGCACCUCACGAAGAUGGCAUCUACUGGCAGAUAGACGGCGAAAAAAUCCCGAUCGCUAGUACCUACAAAAACUUCCGUGCCUUAAGACCAGAACAAAACUCAUCUUAUCAAUCGUGCUAUCGCGCAGUGCUGCAAAUCGACCCUUUGACCGAUCAGGACUUGAAGAAAAGGAUCGAGCUGCACAUUCAGAACAUACAGGGCUUGAUCUCGCCUGACGUCAGCCUGGAGAAACUGAUCGGAACAAUGACUGGCGAAAAUGGGGGUUCUUAUCAAGCACAAGUUGGCCUCGCCGUUGGACUGUCUCUUGCCGUUAUUCUUGUACUCGUUGCAUUGUCUGUCGGUUACCUGUACAUGCAGAAAAAAGCUUGCUUCUCCGGUAUGUGA